UAUAAAUAAACUACUCUUAUUUUAAGCCCAAAUAUAAUAGAACUAUUACUACAUUACUGAUCAACAAAGGCAAAAUGCAGUAAAUUCAAAUAUAAUCCUGUUUCAUAUAUUAUACUUUGUCCUGUUAUAGACAUGGUUGUCUAAAAUAAGAUUCAGAGAGUUUGAUAUAAAAUUGAAGUCAAUCCAUGACUUUAUAAAUGGCUUUAAUUCUUAUUAAUGUAUAUUCUUUUUCCUUUAUUUAAGGCCUAUAACAUUACUGAAACACCAUGGGUAUAAGUGAUAUUAUGAGGCUGGAUGUGACCUCAGUUUGGCCUGUGCUCUCAGUGGUGGUGGUCGUCGCAGCUGGUGUCUUUUAUCUCUACAGUCUGAUACUCAGGCAUUUAGCCAAGACAACUGUGAGGAACAAAGUGGUGCUGAUUACGGAUUCACUCUCAACACUCGGAAAUGAAUGUGCAAAACUCUUCCAUACUGGUGGAGCCAGACUGAUCCUUUGUGGAAAUAACUGGGGAAAGUUGGAGACUUUUGCUGAGCAUCUGAUGAGUGAAUCAGAUCCAACACUUACGUUUCCACCCAAACUGGUGGAGCUGGACUUCAGUAACAUGGAGAGCGUUCCUGAGAUCGUCUCUGAGAUCUUGGAGUGUUACGGCUGUCUGGAUGUCCUCGUCUUCAACACCAGCAUGAAGGUGAAGGCUCCUGUACACAGUCUGUCCCUCCAGAUGGACAGGAUUGUCAUGGACGUCAACUACUUUGGGCCGGUCACACUGGUUAAGGGUGUUCUUCAGUCGCUGAUCUCCAGAAGAACGGGUCACAUUCUUCUAGUCAACAGCAUUCAGGGGAAACUGACGGUGCCCUUCCGCGCCUCCUAUGCGGCGUCCAAGCAUGCCGUUCAGGCUUUCUUUGAGUGUCUGCGGGCUGAGGUUCAGGAAUAUGGGAUAACCGUCAGCACCGUCAACCACACCUUCAUAAAAACUCCAGACACAAACUCAAAGGACGAGGACGCAGCAAAACCCAUGUGGACACACCUCAAAGCGAAGUCCUUUGGUGUGAACGCUGGAGAAAUGGCCACUGAGAUCCUGAAGACUCUGAGUAGCAAGAAGAAGGAGAUUUUAAUGUCCCGCUCCUUCAUCCCUAAAGCUGCUCUCUAUGCCAGAUCUCUCUUCCCAAACCUGUUCUUCUCCAUCAUGGCAGCAGGAGUCAGAAACACUGCAGCUGUGGAGAUGUCUGAGGACUGAAGGACAACACUGAGUAAAAGUGGAGAAUGUGUCACUGUGCUGUAGUGCUACAGUUAGAAGACAAUUGAAUAAAUAAAUCAGCAAGA
Molecule: messenger RNA, 1318 nt
Organism: Rhinichthys klamathensis goyatoka
Lineage: Eukaryota; Metazoa; Chordata; Actinopteri; Cypriniformes; Leuciscidae
Gene: dhrs7ca
Product: dehydrogenase/reductase (SDR family) member 7Ca
Exons: 7
Coding region: 267-1232 (321 amino acids)
Biological process (GO): regulation of release of sequestered calcium ion into cytosol by sarcoplasmic reticulum
Cellular component (GO): sarcoplasmic reticulum membrane
Molecular function (GO): all-trans-retinol dehydrogenase (NAD+) activity
Source: RefSeq, a predicted model, not a curated record